GCACUGCCUUGCUUGCUGCCGCUGCUCAGGCUCACAACUUGGAAGUUCAAGGAGUCAACCAACUAGCAGCCUGUUGCAAUGAAAAUGCAUGGCAUAGACCGAGACCGACAUGUUAUACAUCUUCAUUGUCUGUGGAUUGUGGGCUUUGUGUGCUGUGUUGCCUCCUCCUCCCUGCCCUCUGGCCCUCUCUCCAUCUCUUCCCCUGUUGGAAGCCAAGCCGUCCUUCCUUGCAAAUGGGAGUCCCAGCGAGACAACGUCCCAGUUUGCCACGUCCUAUGGCAGACACCCGAUGCGCCCGUGUUUGAGCAAAAUGGGGAGCAACGGUGGCAGGCCAGCGAGUUUGAGGGAUGGCUGGAGGUACCUGGGGAAAGGCUUUGGGAGGGCGACUGCUCUCUGAUCUUGCGCGAUGUGCAGUUUGGGGAUGUGGGGCUUUACAAGAGCUUCAUGGUGGUCGACAGGAGGAGGAAAAGGCGGGUGUUCAUCCAGAGUGUUCACCUCUCAGUCUAUGACCAUAAGUCCAAGCUGUCAAUGGGCAUGGGUGAAGACCUGGUCCUGACACUCCACACUCCCCAGGCCAUGAAAGUGGUCUUCCAAGGGAGGAACAGCACAGAGUGGAAGGUCCUGUGGAUGAGGGGUGACGGGAAGGUCAACGGGGGUCGUCUUGAGGAGGCUGAAGGGGUGGUGGUCCUCCGAGGGUUAAGGAUGGACAACUCUGGGACUUAUAAAGUGUUGGAUUCCCAUGGGCUUUCCGUGAGCACUGUGAAACUCACAGUGGAAGAAGUUGCUAAAACUCAAAAGAUUAUCCACACCCAGGACAAACCUGUAGGUAAAUCGACUGUUUACAGGUCCUCCUCUCUGCUCAUCGUUUUUGUCCUGCUGAUCAGUCCUCUGAUUCAACAUCUCCUCUAACAAGGUUUAAACCUUUUUGGGCUAGUUUCCCAGAACCAAAUAAACAACCCCCUAUACUAAAAAGCACUUUCAUCCAUUGAAAGUGAUUUUUGGUCUAUAGGCAUAGAGGGAAGACAUACUGGGCCUGUGGUUGCCUGAAAGCAGCAUGUGGCCAUCUUGGUAUGUUGUUAGGGACCACCUGCUGUGUGGUUGUGUGCGGUGGUCAUCUUCCCCAAUUCAACAUGUACAGUCUGUGACACCCUUGGGCCAUGUAAGCCAAUCAGAGUGGCGUAGUGCUUCCCCCUCGCCAAAGUGAAAUAUAACAAAGGCUAAUAAAAUGUUGGUUGUAGUCUGGGCAGUGGGUUCCAGUGCACCUUUUACCUCAAAUUAAAUAUGGUUGAGCCAGUUUCCUGGACGCAGUGUAAUUAUAGUCCUUGACUAAAAAGCAUGCCCAAAGGAGAAUCUCUUUGGAAAGUGGUUGUUUGACUAUGUUUCAUCUGGGUCCGUAAACCUGGCCAAUUGUGUUCAGGGUGAUGCCCUCUUUCUCUGCUACUGUCACAUUGAGUUCUCACUGUAUAGCCUACUAUUGUAUUCUACAGAGUUUGGGUCAAUCCAAUUCAGUAACAAUUAAAAGUUGCAAUGAUCUCAUUCUCUUUAAAUCCUCCUAAAACUUUGUUUCUUCACUCCACAUCAUUAAAGCUGGAAUCCUUAGUUGCUAAAUGAAUGAUACACCCAUUAAUUCUUGAAGAAUAUAACGCCUAUGUAUAUAUCAGAA
Oncorhynchus masou masou (cherry salmon) is the source of this 1663-nucleotide messenger RNA. RefSeq lists its product as uncharacterized. Gene Ontology annotation, cellular component: external side of plasma membrane. Lineage: Eukaryota; Metazoa; Chordata; Actinopteri; Salmoniformes; Salmonidae. Gene Ontology annotation, biological process: cellular response to lipopolysaccharide; cell surface receptor signaling pathway; positive regulation of T cell proliferation. The record is from RefSeq and is a predicted model, not a curated record. The transcript has 6 exons. The coding region runs from base 79 to 909 and encodes 276 amino acids.